Molecule: messenger RNA, 2109 nt
Organism: Cyprinus carpio (common carp)
Lineage: Eukaryota; Metazoa; Chordata; Actinopteri; Cypriniformes; Cyprinidae
Product: nuclear pore complex protein Nup214-like
Exons: 13
Coding region: 163-1971 (602 amino acids)
Biological process (GO): protein import into nucleus; RNA export from nucleus
Cellular component (GO): nuclear pore
Molecular function (GO): structural constituent of nuclear pore
Source: RefSeq, a predicted model, not a curated record
UAACACGCGUCAUUUCCUGCUAAAGUUCAACGCGGGUUCUUGCUAACACGCAGAGAGUUUGAGAUGAGCAGAAUAAAUUCAUUAGUUCGCCAAUAAUAACGUUAUUAGCUACACAUUAACUUGUUAUUGUACUUGACGGCGCUCGAGUGAAGCUUUGCAAAGAUGGGAGACGAUCCGGACUCUAUUCCAGAGAGAGAGAUGAAGGACUUUCAGUUCCGUCAGAUGAAGAAGAUCCGUGUGUUCGAGUCGUCUGCGGAUCUUCCUAAGGAGCGCUCCAGUCUCCUCGCCAUCUCCAACAAAUAUGGCCUGACUUUCGCUGGCAAAGACGAGAUGCUGAAAGUGUUCUGGACGAGAGAUGUGAUUGCAGCUGGCCGUCUGGAGGGAAACCCCAAUGACACAGUGGAGUGCUCCUGCGCUGUCACGGUGACCGUCGGUGUGGCGAUGCAUCACAUGGCUCUGAGCAGCGAUGAGCUCACACUGUCUGUGUGUGGGACGGGGGACACCGCUGAGCUCACGAUGGACUUCUACGAUGUCCGCACUUUCCUCAACAAGGGCAGACAGGAGAAGCGUCCCUUCACCUCUUUCAAACCCGCGGCUGCUGUAGACACGCUGAUCCAGGAUCUGAAGUGGAGUCCAGUGGACGCGUUCCGUCUGGCCGUGUGUCUGUCUGAUGGCAGUAUGAUGGUGCUGGAUGUUCAGGACUCUGUCAGCGUGGUCGCUCAGCUUCCUGCCUCUGAGGGAAUCACCUGCGUUUGCUGGAGUCCCAAAGGGAAGCAGGUGUCUGCUGGGAAAGAGGACGCCACAGUGGUUCAGUACACUCCUACCUUACAGGCAAAGAAAGUGAUCCCCUGUCCCAGCUUCUACAGUCAGGAUCACCCUGUCAAAGUGCUGGAUGUGUUGUGGUUAAGCACGUAUAACUUUGCGGUGGCAUAUGCAGCGGCUGAUGGCUCUUUGGAGACGCCACCAGAGCUGGUGGUUGUGUCAUUGCCCAAAAAGGAUGAAAAGAGAGAUGAGCGCUAUCUGAACUUCAACGACCUUGUGUACGGCACUUGCACCGAGAGGCAGCAUCACUACUACCUGUGCCAUAUCGAGGACUGGGAUUUGGUUUUGGCUUCAUCAGCAGCUGCCAUUGAAGUCAGCAUCAUCGCGAAACAAGAGGACAAGGUGAACUGGGAGCUGUGGCUGCUGGAAGACGCCAGUCGUGCGGAGCUUCCCGUCACAGAGAACAGCGAGGACACACUUCCUGUCGGCAUGGCCAUCGAUUACACCAGCCAAGAGGACAUACAACUGUCUGAUGAGAAGAGAUUGCCUCCAGCACCAACGCUGAUGCUGCUGUCUACAGAUGGAGUCCUGUGUCCUUUCUCUCUACUGAACCUCAACCCAGGGGUCAAGCAGCUGACCGUGGCUGCUGUCCCGCUGCCUGAGGUUGGAGAGAGAGCACCUGCCGCCAAGUCGUCGUCGUCCUCUGUUGCUCCCGCCUCUGCAGCAUCCUCCAUCUUCCCAUCUUUCCCAGCAUCUUCUGGCACGGCUCUGCCUCCAGCCACCUUAUCCUUCACAGCCUCUGCAGCAUCCUCCAUCUUCCCAUCUUUCCCAGCAUCUUCUGGCACAGCCCCGCCUCCAGCCACUUUAUCCUUCACAGCCCCACCACCAGCAGCCACUGCUGCCACCUCCUUGGCUCCGCCCUCCUCCGCGUCAUCCACUGGAUUCUCCUUCUCUCUUCCUGCUCCGGGUUCUACCUCCUCCUCAGGCUUCUCGCUGGGCUCUGCCACAGGAGGUUUCUCCUUCAGCGCUCCCAAACCCUCAUCCGAUGCUCCUGCCUUCUCCUUUGCUUCCUCAUUGGCUCCGAAGGAGGUCAGCAAUGCUCUGGUGGCCACUCCUCCCCAGCGUCCACCAGCGAUGUCCCCCAUCAUCAGCGGCCCCAAAGUGCCAGCAGAAACCCCCAACGCCUGCCAUCAGGAUGAACCUCGCUGACAGGUUUCUGGGAGUGGACUCUUUGGGGUCAGUCACAUCUGCUCCCCAACCGUUUUCUUUGACCUCCACACCCAAACCCACAGCAGUGGAAGUCAGCGGUCCAACGACAGCGGUACUUAAACCCGCUGCCCCUGCAGG